Molecule: messenger RNA, 4311 nt
Organism: Fundulus heteroclitus (mummichog)
Lineage: Eukaryota; Metazoa; Chordata; Actinopteri; Cyprinodontiformes; Fundulidae
Gene: sfmbt2
Product: Scm like with four mbt domains 2
Exons: 21
Coding region: 414-3113 (899 amino acids)
Biological process (GO): regulation of DNA-templated transcription
Cellular component (GO): nucleus
Molecular function (GO): transcription corepressor activity; histone binding
Source: RefSeq, a predicted model, not a curated record
AUGCUGGAGCCUCUGUGAGGACGUCAUCAGUGUGUGGCUGGUGGUUUGUGGAGACUGUCACAGCCUCUCUGCUCUGCAAACACAGGAGCCGUGUGUUUUCAGCCUCUCUGGGUGAAAACACACGAGAAGAUCUCUGGGUUCCUCCGCCAAGAACGCAGAGGGAACGUCUCCGGUCUCGAUCCUUGGGGUUUAUUCCGCCCUGGAGCGUCGGGAUGCCUGGCUCACCUCACUCUCUGCUCCUCUGGAAGUUGCUCUUCAGCUCUGAGGAUGGCACCACGCUCUGGCACUAAUUGCUGGGUUGAUGGAGGGUUGACGCCGGUGCCUGAUCGUGUGGAAGUGCAGCGAUGCACUGAGGGAGGACGGGAACACGUCUGCUCAAAGGUCAAAGCCCGGCAGGAAUCAGAAGCUGCAGGAUGCAGACCGGCGCGCAGGAGCAGGCGCUGGCGCUCACUGCGGCGCAGCCGACCAAUGGGAGGGAGGAAGAGGUGAACUCAGAUGCAGCGAUGGAGGAGGAGUUCAUCUGGGAGGAGUACAUGGAGGAGACGGGAGCCGACGCCGCUCCUCACACCACCUUCAGACACGUGGAGACCAGCCUGGAGAGCAGCUUCCAGCCAGGCAUGAAGCUGGAGGUGGCCAACAAGAGCAACCCAGAAACGUACUGGGUGGCCACCAUCAUCACCACCUGCGGCCAGCUGCUCCUGCUGCGCUACAGCGGCUACGGCGACGACCGCAAGGCCGACUUCUGGUGUGACGUCAUGACGGCCGAGCUGCACCCCGUGGGCUGGUGCGCGCAGAAUGACAAGACCCUGAUGCCUCCAGAAGAUAACGUUUACCUGAGAACAGCCAUCAAGGAGAAAUACAGCGACUGGACAGAGUUCCUCAUCCAGGACCUGACCGGGUCCAGGACGGCGCCAGCCAACCUGCUGGAAGGGCCGCUGCGGGGGAAGAACACGGUGGAUCUGAUCGUGGACGGCUCCGUCCUGGAGGUCCGGGACGCUUCCGACCCGCUCCUGUACUGGCCCGCGAGAGUCGUCCAGAACAUCGGAGGGAGGCUGCGCCUGCGUCAUGCCGGCCUCACCGAGGAGCACCGGGCCCGGGACGUUUGGCUCUUCUACCUGGACGUCAGACUCCGCCCCCUUGGCUGGGCUCUUGAAAACAGCCUGACGUUAGAACCACCAGCAGAGCUCAAGCCGUUGAGGAGCGACUCUGAUUGGCAGCAGGCUCUGCAGGACGCUCGGGUGGACGGACAGAAGAACCCACUGCCGCUGGAGGUGUUCAAGGACCACAUGGACCUGCCCAAGCACUCGUUCAGGACGGGCAUGAAGCUGGAGAUGGUGUCUGCGUGGGAGCAGCUGCAGAUCUGCCCCGUCUCCGUCACCAAGGUCUACAGCGAGAUCUACUUCCAGGUGACGCUGGACGACCUCUCUGCCGACGCCACACCCCGCUCCGUGGUGUGUCACGCCAACUCGCCGGGCAUCCUGCCCGUCCAGUGGUGUCUGAAGAACGGCGUGGUUCUGGAGAGGCCCCGGGGCUACGAGGGCCAGGACUUUGACUGGGCCCACUACCUGAAGCAGACCGGGACCGAGGCGGCGCCGGACGCCUGCUUUCCUGAUACUUGGCAGACUCGAGGGUUCUCCAAGGACAUGUGGCUGGAGGCGGUGAACCCCCGGCGGCCAGAGGAGGUGUGCGUGGCUCAGAUCGCUCAGGCUCGGGGACGCCUGCUGUGGCUGCGGCUGGAAGGCGUGCCGAAGCCGCUGUCCGAGUGCAUUGUGGACGUGGAGUCCAUGGACAUCUUCCCUGUGGGCUGGUGUGAGGCCAACGCUUACCCUCUGACCCCUCCAGUCAAGCCCGUCCGCCAGAAGCAGAAGAAGAUCGCCGUCGUCCAGCCGGAGAAACAGUUGGCUCCGUCGCAGCCGGCCGUGGCGGCUCCUGUGAAGCACUGCCAGCCCAUCACCAUGGAUCCAGGCUCAGCCAACGGCCGCUACUGCUGCUCCAAGAUUUACGUGAACCAGCGCUGUUUCUCAGGGCCCUACCUCAACAAGGGACGCAUCGCAGAGCUGCCGCAGGCCGUGGGGCCCGGCAAAUGUACGCUGGUCCUGAAGGAGCUGCUGAGCAUGCUGAUCAACGCCGCCUACAAGCCGGGACGAGUCCUGAAGGAGCUGCAGGAGCUGGAGGACCAGAGCUGGGAAUGCCAGGAGGAGACCCUCAAAGCCAAAUACAAAGGGAAAUCGUACCGCUCCACCGUCCGGAUCGUGCGCCUGGCUGAGCAGAUCCCAGAUUUCUGCCGUAAGGUGUGCACGAAGCUGCAGUGCUGCCCCAACCUCUUUGGCCCCGCCCUCGUUACCGACAAGUGCCCCGAGAACUGCUCGGUCCAAACUAAGACCAAAUACACUUGUUACUACGGGAAGAAGAGGAAGCUUCCCAGAGCGGCGGGCGGAGACGAGGCAGCCGGCGCAGAGAUGGCCAAGCCGCCACGCCGCAGGAGGAAGAGGAAGGCCAUCUUUGUGCAGAAGAAACGACGCUCGUCCAACGUGGACUACACUCCUGCAGGCUCUCCUCGGGACAGCGACGAGGCAGAGGACGACGAAGACCUGGCGCUGCAGUCCGGCAGCGAAGGCACCAGCUCGGAGCCCCGUGACGACCACACAGACGCCUCGUCGGCGGAGGUGACGAGCAGCAGCGGCCGCCGCCGUCCUCGCCGAGCCGUCACGCUUCGCAGGGCCUUCAGCGUCGGCUUCCCGGCCGUCCAGGAGACUCCGGGGAGCCGCAGGCGGUCGACCCGCUCGCUGUCCGCCUACAACCAGAACAGCAGCAGGUACCAGCCGCAGAAAGGACCGGACGUUAAGGUCGAGGAGGACAGCGGCGGCCAGCUGGUUCUGGACCGGAACCCGCUGGAGUGGACCGUAGACGAAGUUGUCCAGUUCAUUAACUCCACCGACUGCGCAUCGCUGGCCAAAGUCUUCAGGGAGCAGGACAUCGACGGUCAGGCGCUGCUGCUGCUCACCCUGCCCACCGUCCAGGAGUGCAUGGACCUGAAGCUCGGGCCCGCCAUCAAACUGUGUCACCAGAUUGAGCGCGUUAAGGUUGCCUUUUACAAACAGUUCGCCGACUGAGUCCACCGCCAUCCGGCCCGGAGCAACAAUUAGCUGCCUGCUCGAGUUUUCCCCGACCACAACAAGACUUCUGGGAGCUUUUGUCUUACCUACUCGACUUAAAAGCACAAUAUUUGGAAGGAUUAAUUUCUGUUCUCCCUGCUGAUGGUCCGUGUGCUUCGCUGAUCUGUGAAGAAAUGUUUAAUUUCACUGGUAUUUGGAGCAGAGGGACAUCCCAGAUGAUAUUGUUCCUCUCACCCGAUUGGUUCCCUAAACAUAUAAUCCAAAAAUAUUUAACAAAGCAAGAAGUAAUAUAUUUUGUGAUAUUUAUUGCCAUCCUGAUAUUUAAGGAAGAUUUGGUAGCAGAGAAGAUUUAUCUGGAACAAAAACAGGAACCUUUGACGUACACACCCCUCUCCUUGUUGUUACACGUAUGCAAAAAAAAGACAAACAGUCUAUUUUGUGUCCAUCUAUGCAAUUGUGUUGCAGAUAUUUUUGAUAAAAUAGAUUUAUAUGGAUUUGUAUACAUUUUUUUACCCUUUGAUGAUGAUUUGAUGCCUUUUUAUCAGCUUUUUAUGUAGACAUGCAUAAAAAAACACUUUUUGUGCAGAUUUUCUGUUCAGACAUUUUCAUUAAACCUUUAUUUCUCCAGAGACAGAUUGACACCUAUACGUCUUUCACUGGGGGGACCGGGCUAAGAAUGGACUGAAAGCAGCAAACGGGACUUAAACAGGCUGCAUCUUUGGAGAUUAAAUGUUUAAAAUCAACUUUAAAUAAAUGUUCCACAUCAAUAAUUAUCUCAGGUACGUGCAGCUGGUGAUUAGCUGGAGACUCUGACUGUUUUAAUUAAGGAUGUAUUCAGAGGAAACAAGUGAAUUCUUUUGGAUGUCGGCAUUUAAAACCAGAUUAAAUCGCUGCAGACGGAUCUGCGCUGCGUCCAAGGCAGACUGCAGGAAUCCAGAUGCUGGAUAAUCUACAUAAAGAUUGCAGAUCAAUAAUGCAGACGGGGAACAGGACGGGUUCUAAGACUGGAAGGGGGAACCACCUCCAGCCGUCUGAACACAUCUGAACCCUGCUGCCAAGUCAUCUGCAAACCAAGAGACGGCCAUUUUGGUGUCGGUCUUUGCUUCUUUUUUUUUUUUUAGCAGUUCUUCCAGAACCAUGUGAUCAUAUAUCAAAGUGCAUUGAUUUGUACAAAGAAGUUUUAAAGUUUCUGAAA